AUGGCGAUCACUCAUGUUAUAUAUGACUUCGACGGACUUCUUGUCGAUACGGAGCCAUGCUACAAGGCUGUUCAUAAAGAAAUACUAGGUCGAUUUGGCCAUGAAUUUACUCCUGAGCUGGCAUCACAUAUGAUGGGUCGGAAAGAAAAAGAGGCCUUCAUUUGGCUUAUUGACAAGCUGAAUAUAGGAGACAAGAUUACACCCGAACAGUACAUAAAAGAGUACGACUCCAUGCUAACCAAAAUGUAUGCUCAAUGCAAGCCUAUGCCCGGCGCUGAACGAUUGGUUCGGCAUUUGCAUAAAAAAGGGAUACCGACUGCUUUAUGCUCGGGUUCUCGUAGCUCAAAGUACGGACCUCGUCGUGAGCCACACAAAGCUUGGCUGGAUCUUAUUCCAAUACAAGUGUUUAUUGGCGAUAUGGAAGAAAUCAAACAUGGAAAGCCUUAUCCGGAUGGUUUUUUAGCCACGAUGAACAGGUUUCCUGAAAAACCUGCAGCACCAUCGAACAUUCUGGUUUUUGAAGAUGCUCCGAAUGGUGGUAGAGCAGCGAUUGCAGCCGGAAUGAGGUGUGUAAUGGUACCUGCCGAUGAGCACCGUGAAGAAGUGAUGCGACUGGGGGUGACCAAAGUGAUUAAUACUCUUGAAGAAUUUCGUCCCGAAGAGUUUGGACUACCACCAUAUGAUUAAUCGGUAAAGUUAAAAUCGCGAAGUUAAUUAGAAUGUUGUUGUAAAAUAUUUUCCGUUUCCAGUCAAAGUCUGGCUCCCGUGUAAUAA
Molecule: messenger RNA, 774 nt
Organism: Cylicocyclus nassatus
Lineage: Eukaryota; Metazoa; Nematoda; Chromadorea; Rhabditida; Strongylidae
Source: the annotation of a GenBank genome assembly